AUGUCUACAGCCGCUCGCCGUCGUCUCAUGAGAGAUUUCAAGCGUAUGCAAACAGAUCCUCCCGCUGGAGUCUCUGCUUCCCCUGUGGCAGAUAAUGUCAUGACUUGGAAUGCUGUGAUUAUUGGACCAGCGGAUACCCCAUUUGAAGACGGCACCUUUCGACUCGUGAUGCAUUUUGAAGAGCAAUAUCCAAACAAACCGCCAGCGGUCAAAUUCAUCAGCCAGAUGUUCCACCCAAACGUGUACGCUACAGGAGAGCUUUGUCUUGAUAUCCUCCAGAACCGAUGGAGUCCCACGUAUGAUGUUGCGGCGGUUCUUACUAGCAUUCAGAGUCUUCUCAAUGAUCCCAAUACCAGCUCCCCCGCCAACGUCGAAGCCUCCAACCUCUACAAGGACAAUAAAAAGGAAUACACAAAAAGGGUGCGAGAAUCUGUAGAGAAGAGCUGGGAGGAUUGA
Glarea lozoyensis ATCC 20868 is the source of this 456-nucleotide messenger RNA. RefSeq names its product UBC-like protein. The coding region runs from base 1 to 456 and encodes 151 amino acids. NCBI's taxonomy places the organism in Eukaryota, Fungi, Ascomycota, Leotiomycetes, Helotiales, Helotiaceae. Gene Ontology annotation, cellular component: HULC complex. Gene Ontology annotation, biological process: protein polyubiquitination; DNA repair; proteasome-mediated ubiquitin-dependent protein catabolic process. The record is from RefSeq and is a predicted model, not a curated record. The transcript has 4 exons. Gene Ontology annotation, molecular function: ubiquitin conjugating enzyme activity.